UGACAAUCCAGCUCUUCAAGCAUGUACGCCAAAGGCAAGAGUAACACUGUACCUUCUGACAGCCAAGCCAGGGAAAAAUCUUAGAGUAGCAAAUACUGGGGAUGUUGGAAAUCCAAAGUAAACACAGAAAAUUCUGAAAACGUAGAUGCUACUUGACCUGAUGAAUGGAGAUAAAAACAAAAGUAAACUUUUCAGGUUAGCACUGUAUGUAUAUGAAUAUCUACUCCAUGUGGGAGCACAAAAAUCAGCACAAACAUUUUUAUCAGAGAUACGAUGGGAGAAAAAUAUUACAUUAGGAGAACCACCAGGAUUCUUACACUCAUGGUGGUGUGUAUUUUGGGACCUUUACUGUGCGGCCCCUGAAAGAAGAGAAACCUGUGAACAUUCUAGCGAAGCAAAAGCCUUUCAUGAUUAUAGUGCAGCCGCAGCUCCCAGUCCAGUGCUAGGAAACAUUCCCCCAGGAGACGGAAUGCCAGUAGGCCCGGUACCACCGGGAUUCUUUCAGGGACCACCAGGUUCACAGCCCUCGCCACAUGCACAGCCUCCACCACACAACCCCAGCAAUCCCAUGAUGGGACCUCACAGCCAGCCUUUCAUGUCACCUCGUUAUCCAGGAGGCCCCAGGCCGCCCCUCAGAAUACCUAACCAGUCACUUGGAGGAGUGCCAGGAACACAACCAUUGCUGCCCAGUGGGAUAGAUCCAACGCGGCAGCAAGGACAUCCGACCAUGGGUGGACCAAUGCAGAGAAUGACUCCUCCACGGGGUAUGGUACCCCCCUUAGGACCGCAGAGUUACGGAGGAGGAAUGAGGCCCCCGCUGAACGCAUUAGGUGGUCCAGGCAUGCCUGGAAUGAACAUAGGUCCCGGAGGUGGUCGACCAUGGCCAAAUCCACCAAAUGCAAACUCGAUACCAUAUUCAUCAGCAUCACCUGGCAAUUAUGUGGGACCCCCUGGUGGUGGAGGGCCUCCAGGAACUCCAAUCAUGCCUAGCCCAGGAGAUUCAACAAACUCCAGUGAGAAUAUGUACACAAUGAUGAAUGCUGUACCUCCUGGGGCCAGCAGGUCAAAUUUUCCAAUGGGUCCUGGCUCAGAUGGCCCAAUAGGGACAAUGGGUGGAAUGGAACCACAUCACAUGAACGGUUCAUUAGGCUCUGGAGACAUGGAUGGUAUUUCCAAGAAUUCUCCCAGUAACAUAAGUAUGAGUAAUCCGCCUGGCACUCCUCGUGAUGAUGGAGAGAUGGGUGGGAAUUUCCUGAAUCCCUUUCAGAGUGACAGCUAUUCUCCAAGCAUGACAAUGAGUGUGUGAUCUUGUAUCCAACCUCUUGAUCAAGACCAGAAUGGUUUGCCCUCUUAAAAGAUGAAAUAAGUACAUCCAAGAGAAGAAUAACAUAUUUUGCAAAGGUCUACAGAAAACAGAGGUUUUGAUUCUAGCAAAGACCCUGUUGUUCUUCUGCAAAUGACAAUAAUGUCUCAUUGUGUACUGAAAGCGGGUCCAAAAUAUUCUUUUUAAGUUUACAAAACCUCAGAGACUGAACAGUUCAACCAUUUAUAUGUAGGAUAUGCCGGAUCUAGGCAUAACACAAUAACUUACAUGACCUCCCACAGUUUAAUAAGACAUGGUGUGCUUGAUUCAGCAGUUUGAAAGGAUACAAUCAGAAACACUGCUUAAUGUGAGUCUUCUUUCUUCUGUUUUUCCCUUCCAAAUUCAUUUUUUAGUCUAAAUGUAUCAGAAGUUAUGUUAAAUGUAAUUUGUUUUACAUAAACAGGCUCCUAAUGAUACCUCUUUUUAUGCUUUAUAAGUCAUCAUUGCUAGUUGGUGGAACAAAAAUACUAGCCAAACACACAAGAUUUAACAUGGAAGGGAAAAAGAAAAGCAAAUGAAUAUCUUGCACUUAACAUUGUGUUCAGUAAGUGUUAUUCAUUGAAUUAGAAAUACAUUAAUUGUCCUUUGUUGUAGGAGAGAGCUUGUCCUUUAAUCAUAGAGUGUAGUGGUGGAUUCAGGUCCUUAACUACAGUCCUGGCACAUCAGUGUUGAGCACCAGAUGGAAUAUGCUUAUGGUCACUGAUAAUAGCCAGUAAGUUCUAUAGUAAUUGCAGCUCAGAAAUUGUUGAAAUACCUUUUCUUUCUCUUCAUUCCCCUUUACCCUGAUUGCUGUAAAAUGUGCUGAAACAUAGAGAUCUGGGAGUGCAAUUAAGAAUAUUCAAGGUAAAUUGUAGAACCUGUGAGACCUUGGUCCACCACUAACAGAAAAUGGCCAAUUUUCUUUAUUUAAUGUUGCUCCUUAAAGAUCUGCGUUUUAGCCAUUACCUCUUUUUAAAAAAAAAUUGAAAAUGAAACUAUCUUUUGUAAAUUUUCAUGUAUUCUUUAUUCUUCCUUCUGUGCAAAAUGAUAUAUUGUAAAUGUACAUUAUGUGUAGGUUGUAACAAACUGCAGUUUUCUUUUUUGGUUUUUGAUUUGUAUGUGUGUGAGGUUGAGGGUUCUCAAAGUUACUGCAGUUCGGGCCUUUUCCUAGAGGAAUGUUUUUCUGGUCUGAGAGUGGAAUCAGUGUAAAUUUUUUUGUACAAAUUACAGGCUAGCUUUUUCUGUUCUCAGACCACAUAAAAGGUAGAUAUUUCAAUGGGAAUUAUCAUUGUUUCCCCUGCAUGGAAUUAUGAUUUUAAAAUACGUUUUUAUUAUACAUGUUAAAGAAUUGUACAGCCGUAGUGUACCAGGUUAAUUGACCCAACUCCUGUUAAUUCAGUUGAUACUUUUUAGAAAUGAUUAAUCCUGUUACAAUUCUUAAUUUUUGGCCAAUAAAUUUAAAUAUGUAAUUUUUUUAAAAACUGUUCAAAAACAUCGGCGUGAGAACUAGAGAUAAUGAUUUCACAAUACAACAUGAGGGAGGACAUUUACUGAUCAUUAUUUGUCAUUAGGUUAUCGGUUAUCAUGAAAGGUAUUGAGAAACUAAGUAGUCAGUGAACAUUUUGUGAAAUAACAAAAUAUAAAAAUUGUGUAUGUAAUCCUUUUGAGAUUCCUCAUUAGAAAAGGCCCAAACAGAUAUGGAGGUUCUGUACAAUGAUUUGAUGAUUAUAGUAUUUUGCUUGCAUGAAAUGAUAUGUGUAAGUUAAAAAAGGCACUGCAACACCCCAAAAAACUAACUACCAUAUAGUCAGUCAGACUGUUCUUUCUUGUAGUAUCGUUUGAACAUAAUUUAUAUGUUAACCAUAAAUGUAAUGCCAGUACCGAUUCAAAUGCAUAGUAAUCACAUACACCUUUUAAUUUCAAUCUGAAUACAAUGCCUAUUAUUGAGGUGGUUAUAGUUAGCUUUCUUUUAGUGACAGUUUGCUGAAAUAUGAUGACAUUUUUGUGACUUUUGUGAGGUUAUGCCAUUAUGGCAUUUUUUUAUUGUUGUGGUUUAGACCAUUGUGAUUGGGUUCUGGGAAGAACUGGCCUGUUCUCACCAAGUAAUCUGAGCAUGCAAGUUAAAUUAUUGUACAAGCUACAUCAUGUACUGAAGAAAGGCAAUUUGAACUAAUAACAUUUUUUUUUUAACUGAACCAGGUCAAAAUGUUGUUAUCUCUGUAAGCAUCGUUGGAAUCCUGAGUGCAUUAAAACUUAGUUAUAUUUUGUGUUGUUUUAGAAUUCUGAAGAGUUGUUCUUUAGAACUAAGUUGAACAGUGUUUCUCACCCAAGUGAUUCAUAUCUAGUCUUGUUAUGUUAAACCACCUAAGUGAAAAAGGUGUCACACCAUGAGCUCAUUCAGUACGUGGGCUACAUAUUGAUAACAAAUAACUGGUUUAUAUUGUCAUAAGCCACUGCCCACCAUCAAUGACUUUAGAGAAAAUGUGCUUUUUUGCUAUGUUGCUUGUUACUUCUGUAUUAUAAGCUAUUUAUAACUCAUUUGGUUUACUUGAUAACAAAUUAUAUAUUAAAACUUUUCUUAAUGGGGAUAAUUUUUGAAAUUUGCAUAAAUCUGGCAUGUAUUGGACAAAGCGUUGGCAUGUGAUUUGAACCAUUUCAUGAUCAGUAAUAUUGACAAGCUUUAAAGUUAAACAACCAAGUUGGAAACAAUUGAGAUCAUUGGCUUGGCUCCACAGAGCAGCUUCAAACAUUAAACUGAUUGAGAUGGAAAUUACAGGAGCCCGACAAUAGUCAGGAAGAGUUUUGAAGAUUUCACUGCCUAUUCUGUUCCACUCAGAACUUGCACUUCACCCGCUUUUGUCUAAGUUUGUAACAGGAUACCUACUGGUGUGUGAUGCCUGGUUUUCAUCUAGUAUAAGUAAUCUUCCACUUGUUUCAGGGAGGACACGGUUCACUUGCUUUCUCCAUCUGCUUCAAAAAUCACAGUCCAUUGAUCAUCAGUGGGAGUUAAUGUUGUAUCAUGAUUUAUGUUCCACUACCACUUCACUUCCAACCAACUUAGACAAAAAUCACCCUAAUUUUUUUUUGUUGAAUUGCUCGCAGGGAUAGUUUGUUUAGGGAGUAUUGUUAACUGCAUUAAUUGUACAUGCAUUGUCUGUCCCUUCUGUUUAUGUAAGCACUGAAUAUUAUGAUGUAGCACUGUUCAUUUUUUUUUCUAAACUGGAGUCCAGUGUAUCAUUAUUUAAUAGUUGUUAGUUCAAUAGAUUGAAAAAACACACAGCUCCUGUUUCUCAGUUCCUGUUCUCGCAUCAGUCUGUUGGAAUUGCAGCACUCCCAACAAGCAACUGAAUAUGUUUAGCAGCCAACUUAUAAUACUAUGAACUUAUAAUUUUUCCAAAUUGUUGGACUAUAGGGUAUUUUGGUUAAUUCAAAAUUUACUGUGAUGAAUAUUUCAUAUUUAACCAAUAUAUUUUCAGGUCACAUGUUAAAGCUAAUUCAAAGAUAUUGCAGUUGUGUAAGUAGGAUAAUAUUACAACAGAAUAUUUAAAGUGAACAAGUUUUGUUCCAAUCAUGAAGUUCAAAAGCCAACUUGUAAACCUUGCAAGUUCCUUAUGAAAAUUAAUUUUGUGACAAUUCUCCCUUGUGCUUUGCUCUGAUUUCUAUAAUAUUGCCUUUACUUUGUGCCUCAUGUCGAGAAAUGAUUAUUUUAGAGGAAAUCCCACCUCUAAUGGGAAAUUCCUGUAAGCAGUACUCUUAGAAUCCAAUAGGCCACACACUUUUGUAAUCAGAAAAUCCAGUGAUCUUUUACCAUUUGCCACUAUUUUUCCAACAUUUGCACAAGAGAUUAUUAAAGGCAAAUAUAAAUAAAUUUGAUUCUGCGAUAGAUAGGUAGCUGCAAUAACAGAGUGGUAAUUGUUCCAAAAGUUGUUCUGGUGUGUUAUGUAAAAUAAUGUAGUUUGUGUAAGAAACUUUGUCUUGACUAUGGUUUAUACUGUAAAAUACUGUUGUAAAGCGCAAUUGAUUCCAUGUAGCAAGUGUGUUUCUGUAGUUAUUGUUAGUAAAUCACUAAAUUAGCCAACUCCUUUUUUUUGUAUUUGAUUUUUGCCUUGUCAAGCAUGCUUAACCAAUUCUGGAAUCUGUGUGGAUUGUGUUAAAGGUUUCAGCUAACUAAACAGAAACUGCCAGAAAACACUAAAUUCAGCUCUUCUAUGAAAUAUCAUUUUGUCCUGAAUAUCUAUAGUUUUUUUUUAAUGUAGAAGAACAUUUGAAAAUAUUUUCCUCGAAAUUCAAACCAGCAAAAUCUAGAGCAAACAUUAAAAGAGAUGCAUUGCCCAUCAUUUUUAGGCACACGUUGUAAAUUGCUCUUAGGUGAAAUCUUCAGAGGUAAACAAGUUGUUUUCCAAACUAACACCAUUUGGAAUAAGUGCUUAUGGACCUGCUUUGUUUUGAUCUCUCCCUUUACUGGUUUAUAUUUCAUGUUUCAAAUAAAUUGCCCAUUCUUUUUCACGUAGCCUAUAUAUUUUACAAUUAAAGAAACUUAAGUGCAUUGGAAGUUAUUUUGACAUAUUUUGAGUGAUCCACAUUUUGAAAACUCAACUGAAUUUAUUGACGAAAAUAUGAGUGAAUUACUGUAAAAGCUUUUGUAUAAUGAUCUUUUAUAAUCAAAAUUUAGUUGAGUUAGGCCAAAGAGGAGCCAUACUAUGUUUUUCAGACAGGUUUUUAUUUGGUAUGGUUCUUUCUGAAUUGAAUUCAUUGUUUCAGUGAUGCUGUACAGCAAUUAGGUAGUUAGACUCAUUCUGAAAAUCUGAUAAUCUGACUUUCAUUCUAAUACAUAUCUAACAGUAAAUAUUAUUUUGAACAAUUUGUGUUGCCAGUUAGGCAUUAGCCUUUGCUAUAAACUAUUUGUACAGUCGUAGAGGAAGUCACAGGAUUUGAAUUGGAUUUGUAUUUGGUGCUUCUGGUGAGGUCCAACUGAUCUGAAGAAACUGCUGAAAGGCAUUGUUUCUGUGUGUAUAGAGUUAGAGUCAAACUCUAGGUGGUAGAAAUUCAUGAUUUUUGAUCAUUUCACUGGAAACAGUCACAGAUUUGUUAACAAGUUACAUUGCUAUGACAAUAUUAUACACUUAAGAAAAAGAUAUGCUUUUGCACUUUGUUCUUCAAAUCAAUUUGAUAUUAUAAGCAGUCACCAAAUGUUCUUAAUUCCAAUUAGUUUCUCUUAGUAAAAAUAAGAUUGAAAUGUAGCUUACUUAUAAGUGAAUUUAGACCAUCCAUGUUAUAAAUUUUAAUCUUUAUUAUGUGUAGUCCAGGAGUAAAUGGAAGAAUCAACUUAUCAGGUCAGUGCCCAUUCAAAUUUGAGAAAUAAUAUCUUUAGAGUUUUAGGGCAAAUUUAAUUUAUGCAGAUGGCUUAUAGAAGUUGCUGUAUAAAGUUUGAAGCAUAUCUUGAUGGCUGCCCAGCACUGCACAACAUUGCAUGAUCUAUGUGUAAAAUGAAUUUCCUUACCCCAAUGUUUUACAUUUUUGUAUUUGUUCCUGCAGGCAUAACAGUAUUGUAUUUAAUAGUUUUACCUUCACUUUUCUUUGUGUUUCUGAGUACUAAUUAGCAGUGUGUCCUGGUUUAUUGUUCAGCACAUUUGUAUUACACCAUUUGUAUGUUCUUUAAAUUGUAAAGUUUCUUAGAUUGACAAAUGCUCAUUAAA
Stegostoma tigrinum is the source of this 7038-nucleotide messenger RNA. It is a transcript of the gene ssbp2b, whose product is annotated as single stranded DNA binding protein 2b. Gene Ontology annotation, biological process: positive regulation of transcription by RNA polymerase II. Lineage: Eukaryota; Metazoa; Chordata; Chondrichthyes; Orectolobiformes; Stegostomatidae. The record is from RefSeq and is a predicted model, not a curated record. Gene Ontology annotation, molecular function: single-stranded DNA binding; protein binding. Gene Ontology annotation, cellular component: nucleus. The coding region runs from base 146 to 1306 and encodes 386 amino acids. The transcript is spliced from 19 exons.